AUGGCCUCCUCCCUCCGAGCUUUGGCUGGACUGCGCGCUGUCGGUCGCCUAGCAACACCAGCUCGAUCCUCGUUGAGACCAACGCCUUUUCGAGCUUUGGCAACAAGUACCGACAAGCGUAAAGCCGCCGCCGUGGCUCAAGCUCACAUCGAGACUCCUUCAAUGGAGACAGCAUUCUUCCCCGAUGAGCCCGUUGGGCCCAAGGUGGUCACGCCUAUUCCAGGACCUCAAAGCCAAAAGGCCAUCGCGGAGCUUCACAAAGUAUUUGAUACUCGCAGCCUCAAUAUGUUGGCAAACUAUCAACAGAGCUACGCCAAUUACAUCGCAGAUCCCGAUGGAAACGUGCUGCUGGAUGUAUAUGCCCAGAUUGCCUCCAUCCCCGUGGGCUACAACAAUCCUUCUCUCCUGCUGGCAGCUACUAGUCCGGAGAUGGCCUCGGCCAUCAUCAAUCGACCUGCUCUAGGCAACUUCCCUUCCCACGACUGGGCUUCGAUCCUCCAGACCGGUAUUCUUCGAGUGGCGCCCAAGGGCAUGAACCAGGUCUUCACCGCCACGGCCGGUUCGGACGCCAACGAGACCGCGUACAAAGCUGCUUUCAUGUGGAAGCGACAGCAAGAGCGGGGCGGCCGAGACGUGGAAUUCACCGCAGAAGAGAUCGAGAGCACCAUGGAGAAUAAGAAGCCCGGCUCCCCCGAUAUGUCGAUCAUGUCCUUCAAAACCGCCUUCCACGGUCGCCUGUUUGGGACUCUAUCAACCACCCGCAGCAAGCCGAUCCACAAGAUAGACAUUCCCGCCUUUGACUGGCCUCAAUGCUCCUUCCCCUCUCUGAAGUACCCUCUCGAGCAGCACGCGGAAGAAAAUGCCGCUGAAGAAAAGAGAUGCCUGGAAGAAGCCGAGCGUAUAAUCAAGACGUACCACAAUCCCGUGGCUGCUGUGAUCGUCGAACCUAUUCAGUCUGAAGGCGGCGACAACCACGCUAGUCCAGCCUUCUUCAGAGGUCUACGGGAAGUCACUCGCCGAAACAAUGUCCUCUUGAUCGUCGACGAAGUGCAGACCGGUGUCGGCGCGACGGGCAAAUUCUGGGCCCACGAUCACUGGAACCUGGAAGAUCCACCGGACAUGGUGACCUUCUCCAAGAAAGCACAAACGGCGGGGUACUACUUCGGCAACCCAGACUUGCGACCGAACAAGCCAUAUCGUCAAUUCAACACAUGGAUGGGCGACCCGGCCCGGGCAAUUCUCUUCCGCGCCAUCAUCAAUGAAAUUGAGAGGUUGAACCUGGUGGAGAAUACGGCAGUGGUGGGCGACUACCUAUAUGCAGGCAUCGAGAGGCUCGCUCAACAAUAUCCCCAACAAUUCCAAAACCUCCGAGGUAAAGGGCAGGGCACUUUUAUUGCCUUUGACAAUCCCAAACGUGAUGAAUUUUUGGCAAAGGCUAAGACACUUGGUAUUAAUAUUGGUGGCAGUGGUGCGUCGGCUGUGAGGUUGAGGCCGAUGCUGAUAUUCCAGAAGCACCAUGCUGAUAUUCUGCUGGAUGCGUUCGAGAAAUUGGCCAAGUCUCUGUGA
This is a messenger RNA of Cladophialophora psammophila CBS 110553, 1566 nucleotides long. RefSeq names its product 4-aminobutyrate aminotransferase. Gene Ontology annotation, biological process: GABA catabolic process. The transcript has a single exon. Gene Ontology annotation, molecular function: pyridoxal phosphate binding. Lineage: Eukaryota; Fungi; Ascomycota; Eurotiomycetes; Chaetothyriales; Herpotrichiellaceae. The coding region runs from base 1 to 1566 and encodes 521 amino acids. Gene Ontology annotation, cellular component: mitochondrion. The record is from RefSeq and is a predicted model, not a curated record.